Molecule: messenger RNA, 1106 nt
Organism: Zingiber officinale
Lineage: Eukaryota; Viridiplantae; Streptophyta; Magnoliopsida; Zingiberales; Zingiberaceae
Product: NDR1/HIN1-like protein 13
Exons: 2
Coding region: 173-988 (271 amino acids)
Cellular component (GO): plasma membrane
Source: RefSeq, a predicted model, not a curated record
GGCGACAAACAGAGCGCGCUCGAGACCAUUUCGCUUCUUCACUCGCCAUCGAUUUAAGAAGAGCAUGUUCUUGGAAAUGUUCGACUCCAUUAGAGACGAGAGAGACACAGGGAUUCUUCACUUCUCUUGUUCUCGCUGAUAAAGGAGUUUUGAGUUCGGGACUCUUUCAGCGAUGGCCGACCGCGUCCACCCCAUGAAGAUGCAGGAGUCGGCGACGCCUGACGCACCGGAGAAUCCUCGUUCCACUGCAUCCUCGACCACCUGCAGUCUUCCCGUCCGCAAACCCACUCCGGCGCCCGGAACCUACGUCGUCCAGGUCCCUAAGGACGUGAUCCUCCGACAGCCUCCGCCGGGAAACGCCCACCUAGCCAAAGUCUACGCCCGUCGCGCCACCUGCCGCCGCAGCCGAUGCUGCCUCUGCCUCGCCUGGCUCGUCGCCCUCCUAUUCCUCCUCGCAAUCGCGGCCGGCGUCCUCUACCUCGUCUUCCGCCCCCGCGCGCCACGCUACACCGUCGACGACCUCUCCAUCUCCUCCUUCAACCUCAGCGCCGCCACCCUCUCGCCGGUCUUCGACGUCGCCGUCCGCGCCGACAACCAACGCAACAAGAAGGUCGGCAUCUACUACGGCGACGGAAGCGACAUCACGGCGGCGUACGACGGCGUGACGCUGUGCGAGGGGAAGUGGCCGGCCUUCUACCAGCCGCCUAGGAACGAGACGGUCUUCGUGACGGAGCUGCGGGGAACGGGGUUAAGGCUGGCGGCGGAGGUGGAGCAGGCGCUGACGGCCGCGCAGAGGCAGGGAAAGGUGCCGCUGGAGGUGAGCGUGAAGGUGCCUGUGAGGGUCAAAUUCGGCGCCGUCAGGAGCUGGACGAUCAAGGUGAAAGUGAGGUGCGAGGUUACGGUCGACGGGUUGAGGGAGAAUGCCGUAAUCCUCAGCAGGGAUUGCAGUGUGAAGGUGAAGAAGGUUUUGGGCUUUCUUGGACUAUGAAAAUUGAAAAUCUAAUCAUCGUGAAUUCUUCUGCAUACCUGUAAAUGAGUUUAAUACUGACGACAUUUACACUGUCAAAUCAAACUGCCUUCAAUUAUGAAUUUAGCCCUUUCAUCUU